Messenger RNA from Vanessa tameamea, 4861 nucleotides. It is a transcript of the gene zfh1, whose product is annotated as zinc finger protein 1. Gene Ontology annotation, molecular function: DNA binding; DNA-binding transcription factor activity, RNA polymerase II-specific. Bases 309 to 2888 code for a protein of 859 amino acids. NCBI's taxonomy places the organism in Eukaryota, Metazoa, Arthropoda, Insecta, Lepidoptera, Nymphalidae. Gene Ontology annotation, biological process: regulation of DNA-templated transcription. The transcript has 4 exons. The record is from RefSeq and is a predicted model, not a curated record.
CGCGCCGCGCCGCUAGCAACACGUAGAGAGCGCGCGCGGGCCAUGGUCGCGAGAACCGAUGAGAUGUUCGGCUGCUAUGGUGACAGCUACUCGUACCGCCUGUGGAGCCUGGCCAACGUGUGGGGCGCCUGCCGAUGUGAGUAGCGCCGCGCUCCGCUCUGGGACUUUCGCCGCUGACGUCAGCGGAGGCUGUGCAAGCCUGUGUAGUACGGCGUAGAUACGAUCCGGAGCCGGCUCCGUAGAUAGUGCGUUGAGUAACGAGUUUCCGUAGUCGCGGUCAGUGAGGUGUGAGAACGAGGUGUCGCUAGAUGAAAGUGCAGAGCUCGCUUAUGGGAGUUGGCGGUUGGUACGAAUGCUUGGCGGCCGGUUGGCUUGCCGACAUGAGGAGUAAGCAGGUCCCCACGUCUACCACCUCGGCCAGGCGGCUCGCGGCCUUAAUCCGACCGCUUGCCGGUGGAGGUGCGGAGGGCAAACCUUCGGAGGAAGAGGAGGAGCGUGGGGGCUCACCGCUGGGCCCUGGCGGUCCUUUCACCUGCAGCCAAUGCCGCGGCGCCUACCCAACACGCGAGCAGCUCGAGCGACACGAGACCCUGCACUCGCCCAGCACUCAGGUGGAUAACAUCAAAUAUUCGUGCAAGAUUUGCCACAAGAGCUUCGCGAACGUGUACCGACUGCAGCGCCACAUGAUCAGCCACGACGAGAGCGCUGGGCUUCGUAAAUUCAAGUGCAACGAUUGUGACAAGGCAUUCAAAUUUAAACACCAUCUCAAAGAGCACCUUCGGAUACACAGUGGAGAGAAACCAUUCGAAUGCGCCAAUUGUGGCAAAAAGUUUUCCCACUCCGGCUCGUAUUCUUCACACAUGACAUCUAAAAAAUGUCUAGUGAUGAACCUCAAGAUGGGGAGAAUAAAGCCUAACAACCCUGCUCUUAACCCCGAUCGAAGUCCUUCGCGCAAACGAACAAAUGCCAUGGUUGCAUCGCAACUGAAUAAUAAUAUUGCGCCGAAUGGUAAUUCUUUCUUACCAAUUCUUCCUAAAUACAACGACGCUGCCGCUGCAUUCUUUGCAUCGAUGUCUACACCAGAAAAUAAUUUCCACCGACCGCCUUUAGGCCAGCCAGGGAUUAAUCCUUUCUACAUGCCUCCCGGUAUGCCUUUGAGUCCUGCUAAUGGUAUUGCUCCAUACAGUUUUCCUACUUCCUUAAGCCAGCUUUUCGAGCAACUAGCAUCACAACAAUACCACCAAAGAAAAAUUGAAAAUCCUAGUCCGAAACAAAUGGGUCUUCCUUCAGCUGAUCCUGAAGAUUUAAUAGAAGAAGUGAUCGAAGAUGAAGACAAAAGAUCAGAAGGUAGCGCCGAACUCGUAAUGGACAUAGAAGAUGAGGAUAAUAUUAGCAUAAAAAAGGAACAAGAAGAACGAGAGAGUGAGCACAGGUCUCCCUCGCGUGUUUAUGAAUCCGUCCCUGUUAACAAUAACAGUGAAGAGGCUGACAACAACCAGACAGGUUUUAACACUAUAAUGAAUUCCGUUAAUGCGUCUGUAACGAAACAUUUUUUUAGAGCUGAUAUGGAGAAACUUUCACCUGUUUCCGGAAACAUAUACCCGAGCAUAGAAUCGCCAGUAUCACGCGUUACCGUGAAAGAGGAACCUGAUGAGUUGCGCUGCUUAAAAUGCAACGUUUCGUUUAAUGAUAAAAAUGAACUAAUAGAACAUGAAAAAGUCUUAUGUGGAAAUAUGUUUAGGAAACACGAGGGAUUAGCUGCUCAAAUGGCUGAAACAGUGGCACUAAAUAGGUUAGAAGCUGAAAUGCGAGCUUCUAUACAGAGUGGAGUCAGUGCAAGUGAAGAUGAGGACUUUGGAAAAGACGAUAGAGAUGAUAAAGUAUCUCUCCAUGACAGCGAUAGAAAGAUAAGAGUUCGAACAGCCUUAAGUGAAGAACAACAAACUGUCCUAAAGGAGCAUUACUCUGUUAAUCCUCGACCUAAUAGAGAAGAAUUUAAAAAGAUAGCUCAUCAAAUUGGUCUAGAUAACAGAGUCGUACAAGUGUGGUUCCAAAAUAAUAGGGCGAGAGUGAGACGAAUGACUCAAGCGAUAGCUAUUUCGGAUCAACCAUUAGAUCUGUCAACAAAAAAAUGUAACGCAUCGUUAACUUCUAGUCCGUCACCCUCCCCGCCUUGCAGCAUUUCAGUUACACAUUCCGACUCUGAAGAAGCAGUUAAUUUGAGCCAAAAAUCUUCGCGUAGUACGACUCCACAUCGUUCUAACUAUCUUAAUACGUAUCCACAUUCCAAUUGUUCUUCUUCAUCUUUUACUGAUUUUCGAUUGUCGCCAUCGCCGGGUGAAACGAUUAGCGCGCAGAAGAGGUUACUGUCUCAAAAGGUGCCAGUAAAUCCUAUGAUGCCAAUGGAUAAACUUCUUCAAUAUAAUGAUUUGACAAAUGGCAGAUCGCCAAUACUUAACAUGCAUAUAUCGUCUGAACAUAGACAAGAAUCUAGCCCAUCUUACGACCGACCGUCUUGGGGAGAUGAACUGCAAGCUCAAAACGAAUUUGAAGAUGAAACGUCUGUACUUAAGAAAAGCAAGCUAAAGGCUGGUAACGACUUUAAAGAGGGAGAAGGACAAUUCGUCUGCGACCAAUGUGAUAAAACUUUUGUGAAACAGAGCUCUCUCGCGAGACACAAAUAUGAGCAUUCAGGUCAACGACCAUACAAAUGUUUGGAGUGCCCAAAGGCGUUCAAGCACAAGCAUCACCUCACAGAGCACAAGAGGCUCCACACCGGCGAGAAACCCUUCCAGUGCUGCAAGUGCCUCAAGAAGUUCUCCCACUCCGGUUCCUACAGCCAACACAUGAACCACAGGUUUGCCAUUUGCAAACCCUACAGGGACUAACUAAUACUACAAUAUUAUAAUAGCUAAAUAAUUCACAAACUUUCUAAUUUGAAGUCUUAUUCUUGAUCAUAACCUAUGUAAAUGUAUUCGCAAAUACGCGGGGCUGUUACUUAGUAAUUUGUCAGAACAAAAAAAGUCAAAUACAUAUUUAUUUAUUACGAUACAAUUCAAUAGUUCGUCUAGAUAGAGUUUUAGUUAAUGUGAUAUUCGUAAAAAAUAUAAAUAAACAUAAAUUGUAGGAUCACGAUUUUAACUUUAAAAGUUGUUUUCAUAUAUACUAGUUUUAUAUUACAAUAACUUAAAAUGACAAGCAUUGCCUGAACAUCGAGAUUUAGUGAACAUCGAAAUAAUUACUCAUAAUAUGGUUAAUACUCAUGUUAUUAAAGUAUUCUUUGCUCGGUAUUUAUUAUUCGAAAAUAUAAUUUAAGGAUUUUGCUCAACGUCAUAUUUCGUACGAUACGACAUCAUUCAAUCAAUUAUUUAUAUUGCAACUAGUGCCAAAUAUGUGUAACUAUGUGCCAGUUCAUAAACCAAAAAUAUUUACUGUUUUAAUUUAAUUACGAGUUAGUGCGAAUUCGACUGAGCUAAGAGCUUACAAUAAAAUCAAAUCAAUGGUUGCGUCAUAAAUAAUUGUCUUAAUGAAUAUAUAUUUGUAUAUACUUUCGAUACUUAACAAGUAUUCUGAAAAAAUAUAGAUUAGCUUCCAUUUUAAAUAAAAAUUAAAGUAAUCAAUUCACAAUGUUAUAAUAAUGACAAUAAUCAUAAGAUCACUUUUGAAAUCAAUAUUUUGCUGAAAUAACGAUUUUUUUUUAUUGACGCUUAUUAUGCUGUCAUUAUUGUAGACCAAUCACCUCGCGUUGUGUGAGCUCAGUCCGUUUUCGCCCUUAUAGUUUAUAAAUAGUUUUACGUGCUGAAUCCCAAAGGCCAGUACCUGUAGCAUAAUACUCAUCAACGUUUAAUAUUAUUCUAUAAUUUUUAUACUUAUCUUUGAAAUAAUAAUUAGAAUAGAACGAUCUUGUCAUUAUAUACAUUCAUAUGUUGUUUUCAUUCGAGCGCCGUUAGAGCAUUUGCAAAAACAAUGCGAAUUCGAGUACGAAACGUAGGCUUACCAGACCUGUGUCUGUCGCGAUGACAAUAUAUGUAUAUAGUUAAGUAUAACGCUAUCCAUAUAAUUAAGUUGACUCCGUGUGUUUAAUGUGAACGUAAAUACGUACAAAAGAGUACACGUCGACUUCAGACAUCUAAUUUCAUGCUUCCAACACGGAGAUUGCUUUUCGGCUAUGAACCGAUGCACUCUCGGUCAACUUUUCAUAUUAGCCUCAGUAUUUAACGACUUUAGUGUACUAAAACAUUCAUAUACCAUCGUCAUUUUUGUUAAUCUUAAUAAAGUACUAUUAGAAUAUUUAAACUUCUCGUAUUUUAGUAUUAAGUGAAUAGAUAGAUAUAUAACUUAAGUUUAAAGCAUUCCAUAAUACUUCUAUGGGAUCUCCGCUGUGUUUAAAAAACUUUUGAAUAAUCCAAAGAUUAGUAAUACAGGUGUAAAUAAUAAUUAUUGUACAUAUAUUAAAAAAUAAAAAUAUCUGUAAAUAUGAUCGCUUAUAAAAUCUAACAGUAUAGUUUAUAUGUGGAUGGGCGCGCGACGGAAGCGAGCGCCUUGUAUGAAUAUAAGAGACAAUAAUGAAUGAACAUCUGUUUAUUAAAAUCGAUAUAUUUAUAGCCGUAAUUGUAAAUCAAAAAUAAUAUUCCCAUGAUGUGAUCGUUACCAGCGAACUCUGUGUUAUUUAUUUCUUAAAAGUAAUAACGAGGUUUAUUAGGAUUAUUAAAAAAAUAUAAAUGUUUACGAAUUUUCAUUGACGGUUUACAUAGAAACUAGAUAGCAACACGACUCACGCAUUGACUAUUCGAAGUACUUAAUUUGUAUACAAUUAUCGAUUGGUUAAGUAGCAACGCAUUUGAAUUAAUCAAACGCUAAU